Molecule: messenger RNA, 872 nt
Organism: Salpingoeca rosetta
Lineage: Eukaryota; Choanoflagellata; Craspedida; Salpingoecidae
Exons: 7
Coding region: 128-805 (225 amino acids)
Molecular function (GO): protein binding
Source: RefSeq, a predicted model, not a curated record
CAAGGUUCCUGCAGUCGCAAUCUAUGUUUCGCACGGGAACCACUCGUGUUUGGUGCGCAUUAGACACCCGGUGGAUACACGCAAUACAACAGCAAGAGGAGAGCCGCUGAAUCUCAAACAGGAAAGAAUGCCGCCCAAGAGGGAUUUGACUGCCGCACGCCUGCGCCGCAUGGGUGCAGACGCUGCCAACAUUGACACACUCAAGGCCGACAAGGCGCAUGCAGAGCGGCUGGCUUCGCUUGCAGCCUCUGCGAGCUCACGCAGUGCCGCCCCUCUCCCACCAGGCAAGGGCGGUGAGGCGCCCAAGCCCGCCGCACCUGCUGCAGCGCCAGCCAAGGUUGAGAAGUUCCGUGCCAUGGAUGACUUCAAGAGUGACGAGAUUGACAUGCAGAAGGGCGCCACAGUCUUUGUUGUCGGUAGCCCCGACGCAAACAACCAAGUCCAGGCGGUCGUUGGCGGCAAGGCCGGCAAGGUUCCCUUUGACAAGCUGCGCAAGAUUACACCCGAACUGCUCGAAGAGGAACGCAAGCAGCGGGAGAAGGAGAUUGAAGAGGCGUACCGCCAAGAAGAGGAGCAGCUCAAGCAAGAGAUGGAGCGCAUGAAACUCGAGAACCAGGCCAAGUCCAGCCAAGGCACGUCUGAGGCAACUGGCGGGGCCACGUCUGAGGAAGUGACGAAAUACGAGAAGGAGAUUGAUGAGAAGUUCGAGAGCGAGCGGCAAGCGCUGCUGGAGGAGGAGAAGCGGCUGAAGGAGGAGGCGGCCCGCCUCGAGGAGAUGAUGCGCGCACUCGACGAGGACGACUAGACGCCGCAACCACACCACACACACACACACACACACACACACCCACACACACACCCACACACACACA